ACUUUCCUCAGUCAUUAUGUGGCCUGCACAUGGCCUUUGCUAAAAUGCUCUAAGAGGUUUACCGCUCCCAGAGUCUCAGAGAAACAACAGACUUAUAAGUGCAGCAACAAAUUGCUUGGAAGCUGUACUUCUCUACUGCUCGUAACUCCAAAUUUACUAGGGGGAAGGUUUGCAAAAUAAUUGGCUACAUCGUGAGCGGAGUCUCAAAAUGAAUCCCGCUGUAAUUGGCCUUCGCCAGGAAAGCAAUAAUUCUGCAUUAUUACUUUGUAUGCAUUCAUUUUGCGGGCCAAGACAACAACGGAGAGCUCAGGACCGCUCCACUCGCGUGUCUCACACUCUGUCCCAGAUAACUCAAGGGUUAAUCUGAAGAAGUGGUCGCCAUGGAUACCACCACGUCCCUCAAAACCACCACUCUGGCCAUUCAGAGUCUGUUUAGCUACGUGGAGGAGGAGAACCUACCUGCCAUCAGAGCACACCUGGAGAAGUUCAGGGAAGUGGACAGCAGAAGUGAUAAUGGCCAGACUCCCCUGAUGGUGGCAGCAGAGCAGGGCAGCCUGGAGAUCGUACAGGAGCUCAUAAGGAGGGGGGCCAAUAUUAACCUGGAUGAUGUGGAUUGCUGGACUGCUCUGAUAUCGGCUGCUAAGGAGGGGCACAUAGAUGUGGUGAAGGAGCUCCUGGCCAACAAUGCCAACCUGGAGAACCGAGACAUGGGAGGCUGGACUGCUCUCAUGUGGGCUGCCUAUAAGGGUCGGACAGAGGUAGCACUCCUGCUACUGGAGAAAGGUGCCAACGCCAACAUCACUGGUCAGUACAGCGUGUACCCCAUCAUCUGGGCAGCGGGGCGAGGCCAUGCUGAGAUCGUCCAUCUCCUCCUGGAACAUGGGGCCAAAGUCAACUGCUCUGACAAGUAUGGUACCACCCCUCUGAUUUGGGCUGCCAGGAAGGGCCACUAUGAGUGCGUGACGCACCUGCUGGAGAACGGUGCUGAUGCGGACCAGGAAGGGGCGAACUCCAUGACGGCCCUGAUCGUGGCGGUGAAGGGAGGCUACACUAACGUGGUGAAGGAGCUGCUGAAGAGGAACCCCAAUGUCAACAUGACGGAGAAGGACGGCAACACCGCCCUCAUGAUCGCCGCCAUCGAGGGCCACACGGAGAUCGUGCAGGACCUGCUGGACAUGGGGACCUACGUCAACAUACCAGACAGGAGUGGGGACACUGUGCUGAUCGCAGCAGUCAGAGGAGGCCAAGUGGACAUUGUGCGAGCCCUGCUGAACAAAUACGCUGACAUUGACGUCAGAGGGCAGGAUAGCAAGACUGCUCUGUAUUGGGCUGUGGAGAAGGGCAAUGCCACCAUGGUACGAGACAUCCUGCAGUGUAACCCUGACACAGAGGCCUGCACCAAGGAUGCUGAGACCCCCCUGAUCAAGGCCACCAAGAUGAGGAACAUUGAGAUUGUGGAGCUGCUCCUGGACAAAGGAGCCAGAGUGUCCGCUGUGGAUAAGAAAGGAGACACUGCCCUCCACAUAGCUAUACGGGGGCGGAGCAGGAAGUUGGCUGAGCUCUUGCUGCGGAACCCAAAGGAUGGCCGCCUUCUCUACCGGCCCAACAAGGAGGGCGAGACCCCUUACAACAUCGACUGCACCCACCAGAAGAGCAUCCUUACGCAGAUCUUUGGAGCCAAGCACCUGUCCCCCUCCGAGGCCGACGGGGACAUGUUGGGCUACGACCUGUACAGCAGCGCCCUGGCCGACAUCCUGAGCGAGCCCACCAUGCAGCCGCCCAUCUGUGUGGGCCUGUACGCCCAGUGGGGCAGCGGCAAGUCCUUCCUGCUCAAGAAACUGGAGGAUGAGAUGAAGACGUUUGCUGGCCAGCAGGUGCGGCCCCUGUUCCAGUUCUCCUGGCUGGUGGUGAUCCUGACGCUGCUGCUGUGUGGCUCGGUGGCCUUCAUCCUGGGCUUCACUGUUGACCCCCGGCUGGCCAUCGCCGUCUCCCUCAGCCUGCUGGCCCUCCUCUACAUCUUCUUUGUGGUGGUGUACUUUGGGAGCCGGCGCGAGGGCGAGAGCUGGAACUGGGCUUGGGUGGUGAGCACUGGGUUGGCCCGCCACAUAGGCUACAUGGAGCUUCUUCUCAAACUGAUGUUUGUCAACGCACCAGAGCUGCCUGAGCAGACCACUCGGGCCCUGCCUGUCAGGUUCCUGUUCACAGACUACAACCGUCUGUCGAGCGUGGGGGGCGAGACGUCCAUGGCAGAGAUGAUCGCCACGCUGUCGGACGCCUGCGAGAGGGAGUUUGGCUUCAUGGCCACCCGGCUCUUCAGGGUGUUCAAGAACAACGAGACAAAAGCCAAGAAGUGGAAGAAGACGUGCUGCGUGCCGUCCUUCGUGCUGUUUGCGUUGACGCUGGGCUGCCUGGUGACGGGCCUGGCGCUGCUGGCCAUCUUCCGGGCCGACUGGGAGAACGUGACGGUGACCAGCGUGCUGGUGGCCAUGGCCAGCGUGGUGGGGCUGGCCGUGCUGCUCAACUGCCGCACUUGGUGGCAGGUGGCCGACUCGGUGCUCCACUCGCAGCGCAAGCGCCUGCACAGCGCCGCCGACAGCAUGCACAAGCUCAAGAGCGAGGGCUUCAUGAAGGUGCUCAAGUGUGAGGUGGAGCUCAUGGCUAAGAUGGCCAAGGCCAUCGACGGCUUCACCCAGAACCAAACCCGUCUGGUGGUCAUCAUCGACGGCCUGGACUCCUGCGAACAGGACAAAGUGCUACAGAUGCUGGACACGGUGAGGGUGCUGUUCUCCAAGGGUCCGUUCAUCUCCGUCUUCGCCAGCGACCCACACAUCAUCAUCAAGGCCAUCAACCAGAACCUGAACAGUGUGCUGCGCGACUCCAACAUCAACGGCCACGACUACAUGCGCAACAUCGUACACCUGCCCGUCUUCCUCAACAGCCGCGGACUGAACAACGGCAAAAAGAUCUGCCUGGCCGUGCCCACCAAUGGAGACAUGGGCAACGCAGAAGUCUGGCAUGAGGACGUAGACAGGAAGCUGUCUCAGAACAAUCUGGGUCAAGAUCAGGCCAAGAUGGGCAGCAGGACGGCACUCAACCGCAGGGACACGUACCGCAGGAGACAGAUGCAGCGCACCGUCACGCGUCAGCUGUCCUUCGACCUGACCAAGCUGCUGGUGACUGAAGACUGGUUCAGUGACAUCAGCCCUCAGACUAUGAGAAGGCUCCUCAACAUUGUAUCAGUCACAGGACGUCUCCUGAGGGCCAAUCAGAUCGUGUUCAACUGGGACCGGCUGGCGUCGUGGAUCAACCUGACUGAGGAGUGGCCCUACCGUACGUCCUGGCUCAUCCUGUUCCUCGAGGAAACGGACGGUGUGACGGACCAAGUCGCGCUCAAGACCAUCUAUGAGAGAAUCUCCAAGAACGUCCCGACCACCAAAGACGUGGAGCCGCUGCUGGAGAUCGAUGGUGACAUCCGUAGCUUCGAGGUGUUCCUGUCGUCACGAACACCGGUCCUGACGGUGCGCGAUGUGGAGAUGUUCCUGCCCUGCACCGUCAACCUGGACCCCAAACUCCGGGAGAUCAUUGCAGAUGUCCGUGAUGCCAGGGAGCAGAUGCACAUCGGAGGAGUGGGCUAUCCCACACUGCCCCUGCAGGAGGUCUCUGCUCGCAGCGGGGCGUCUGCGUUCGGCCAGCACGGCCCAGCCUGCUCCCCCGGAGGCUCCCUGCCCGGGCCCUUCCCCCCCGGUGGGCCGAUGCCCCCUCAGCACCACAGCAGCUACUACAGCGGCCUCACCGGCCCACAGCACCCCUUCUACAACAGGCCAUAUUUCCCGCACCAUGUCUAUCACCUGCCGAGGCAUUACUCUGCCAUUCCCCAUCAUGCCCCUCCAUCACGCCCACCCACUAAAGCCGGCUUUCACAAGGACCCCAAUGGACUCGACGCUAUCAAAGAGGAUGCCCGUGAGGCCACCCCGCCCCCCUCUCCCAUGUUGAAGACGCAGGCUUCCAAAGCCAAGCAGGCCCCUGGUUCCGGCGUGGCCGCUGCUCCGUGGAUCCCCCUGAGCUCCAUGAGCACGGACGCCGUGUGCGAGCGCGUGAAGCAGACCGAGGGCCUGGACACCAGCAUGCUGGAGCAGUACACCUCCACCAUCAAGAAGGCCAAUGUGAAUGGAAGAGUCUUAUCUCAGUGCAACCUGGAUGAACUGAAGAACGAGAUGAACAUGAACUUUGGUGACUGGCAGCUCUUCAGAGCACUGGUUAUGGAGCAGCGCCAUGCAGAGAGCCAGCCACUGCACGACGACUCCCGCACGGGCAGUGAGCUGGGCAGCAUCGUGGGGGGUCCUGUGGAGCCCAGCAGGCGCCCCGGAGGGCCACCUGAUGCCGCCGCGCUCCCCUCAGAGGAGGCCAUGCGGUACAGCCUGAACCUGAGCUUCGAGGAGCUCAGCAACGUGGGCCUGGAGGAGCCACCGAGACACAGCAGCUCCCACUGGACGGCCCCGAAUCACAUGACCACCAGCAUGACGAGCCUGAACUCCCAGGAGUCUUCCAACGACAUCUGCAAGCUGACCGACAUGCAGCAGGCCGAGUACCACACUGCCUACCAGGAGUACAUCGCCCAGAUGUCCCAGCUGGAGGUCCUGGGCGCUGGGAUGGAGGACAAGGCCAAGGAGGGUGAGCCGGACGGCCGCAAACCCUUUCCCAAGACUCGGUCUAAAGUCACGGAUGCUAGUGACGGAGACGCCAACGCCCAGCUAGACCCGAUCACAGAGGAGGAUGAGAAGCCUGACCCCAGCGCCACCGCCAGAGCCCUCCUGAGCCGCAAAACCAAGGGCCCGGGGGCACACUACCACAAGGUGCCCAGCGACGAGGACGAGUCCGGGGAAGAGGAGUCGGACAGCACCCCGCUCCUGAGUGAGGAGAAGAGGCGCCAGGAGGCUGAAGCCCAGGCACCCGAGAGCGUUCACCUGCUGGCCAAGGGGAAAGACUACCUGUCUGAGAUCCUCCUGGAUAAGAAAGACUCGCCGGACUCCGGCCUGCGCUCCAGUGGAAGCUCCUCCGACCGUUCCCUGCAGGAUACCGGCUCCGAACCAGAGAAGGCCGAGCCAGAACCAGAGCCGGAGAGGUCCGACCUGAUCGAGCUGCUGGAGCCCGAGGGCCUGGUGAGGAAGCGCAACCUUCCCAGGAACCUGAGCGGCCUGCAGGACCCGGCGGUGAUGCGCAUGUCCAUCUGCUCGGAGGCUCCGUCGGAGGGCAGCGUCUUGACCAGCAGCCCCGAGGAGAACUGGCCCGCCUCGGCCGUCACCAACCUCAACCACUCGGCCAGCAGCAGCACCCUCAACAACAACAACAGCGCCAACUCCCAGCAUGCCUUGCAGGAGACCACCACUGCUGUCGACGACCCGCCGAUCAUCAUCAGGCCGGGCUCCACUAACACCUCCACCUCCAUCACCACCACUGCUGUCCUGCACAACAAGAAUCUGGGGGCCAUCCACGCAGACGAGGAGCGUGAGAGUGUCCUGUGAAGCGGCCCAAGGGGAGCGCACUACCUGCAGCCAUCUCGAGCGUUGAAGCCAUAUCUGUGAGGGAGGUGAAAUGAAAAGCUAAACUGUGGAGAGUUCAAAACAUCAGUACAGUUAUAAUAUCUUGGUUUAAGAACAAUUCUUUUGAAAUGUAAAGUGUCAAACAUUUCUUAUAACUCAAUCUUUGGGGAGGAGCGAGACUUUCUGGCUGCCUAGAUGUGAAGUUACUCAAUAUUUGCUGGAAGAACUUUAUUUAAUUUACAAAGUGUGAUCAAUAUGUGUCAAAUGAUUCAAAAGCAUGUUUGAUUUAGAAAUAAAGUGUCGUUUUGGUGUUACCUGAAGUUUUGUGAAGUGUGAGCUGUGUGAGUUGUGAACUGUGAUGUUACGAUGAGUCAUGUAGGGUGUAUUAAUGUGUUGUCUGUAUGUGAAGUGUUGAGACACUUAAGUCCAGAUGUGUAGGAUUACAAAAAUUGUGUGUGGUUUUACUCGCUUCACAAAAUACCCCUAAAUACCCUUCAAAAAUCCUCCAAACUGCCUUAUUUAUCUGUUUAUCUGGUAAGUCAGUGGUGUAAGGAAAGGUUCAUUGAAAGUUCAAGGUUCAUUGACACGCUUGCAUAAUUGUAUGCUGUUUGAUGUGUGGGUGUGUUGUGAUGGUUGAAGAAUCUCCUUUCUUGAAACGCUGUGACUAUUAUGUUGAGCAGAUUAAAUCUUCAGAUGUUGUGAGCCAAAUCGAUGUGAAAAAAUAGAUGUUACAAGUCGCUGUCACGUGACAUGGCAGCACUGUGGGAAAUAUUUUGCAAUCACUGUUGCUGUGUCUUAGUAGAUGUACCUUGUCUUUGUCUCUCUAAAAAAAUAAACAUGUCUGGCUACAAAAAUA
Molecule: messenger RNA, 6396 nt
Organism: Clupea harengus (Atlantic herring)
Lineage: Eukaryota; Metazoa; Chordata; Actinopteri; Clupeiformes; Clupeidae
Gene: kidins220a
Product: kinase D interacting substrate 220a
Molecular function (GO): protein kinase regulator activity; PDZ domain binding
Source: RefSeq, a predicted model, not a curated record